Molecule: messenger RNA, 990 nt
Organism: Saimiri boliviensis boliviensis (Bolivian squirrel monkey)
Lineage: Eukaryota; Metazoa; Chordata; Mammalia; Primates; Cebidae
Gene: RERGL
Product: RERG like
Molecular function (GO): GTPase activity; GTP binding
Source: RefSeq, a predicted model, not a curated record
ACAGGGCAGCAUAGUUCCAGAAGACAGGACUGACCAAGAAGCAGAAAAGCAAGAUGAAUGAUGUGAAGCUUGCUGUCUUGGGUGGUGAAGGAACAGGCAAAUCUGCCCUUACAGUGAGGUUUCUUACUAAGCGAUUCAUUGGAGAAUAUGCUUCUAAUUUUGACUCUGUGUAUAACAAGCAUAUGUGUUUGGAAAGAAAACAACUAAAUCUAGAAAUAUAUGACCCUUGUUCUCAAACACAGAAAGCAAAAUUCUCCCUCACAAGUGAGCUUCACUGGGCAGAUGGGUUUGUUAUUGUGUAUGACAUCAGUGAUAGGUCUUCAUUUGCUUUUGCGAAAGCACUGAUCUACAGAAUCCGGGCGCCACAAACUAGUCAUUGUAAAAGAGCCAUGGAAUCAGCAGUAUUUUUGGUUGGCAACAAACGAGAUCUUUGUCAUGUGCGAGAGGUUGGCUGGGAAGAAGGGCAAAAGCUGGCGCUGGAUAACCGAUGCCAAUUCUGUGAACUGUCUGCCGCAGAGCAGUCUCUGGAGGUGGAAAUGAUGUUCAUCAGAAUUAUCAAGGACAUCCUGAUAAACGUCAAGCUUAAAGAAAAGAGACGACCCAGUGGAUCUAAAUCAAUGGCCAAAUUGAUCAAUAAUGUAUUUGGAAAGAGAAGGAAAUCUGUUUAGUAGACCUGUAAUCCUGGGAGAUUUGUUAUAUCAGAGAGUUUCAACCAUUCACAUGAUAAUUCACCUAACCUUUGUACGCAUUUUUUUUUUUUGUAAAAAGAAUUCUCUUGGAGAUAUGAAAUAAUUGAACAUGUACCACAGCUGUGUUUUCAAACAUGCAGUUCGCACUUUUCGUUGUUGUAUCCUGUUUACUCUGCUUCACACAGAACCUUUAAUUUACCAUAUAGCAUUGUACUCACCCUAACCUACUGAUGGACAGCUCUUCAAUUUGCCUUGCCAAAUAAACUCUGUUUAUAUGAAUUUAUUAAACAAGCAUGACAUA